GUGAAUUCAUAAAUCAACAUGGUAUCGGAGCUCCAAGAUCCUUUUUUCUCUCCUUUCUUGCUGCGUUAAUCAUCAAAAAAAAAAUCGGCAGAGCCGAGCUCUCCUACCAAGCCGUGCACAGCCAUGGCGUCUGUCUCUUCUGAUCCUAUGGAUCGUCUCCCUACGGGUCUCAAGUUGUUUGUCCGGAAUCUCCAAUCUCUAACCCCGGUCAAGCUUGAUGACACCAAUUAUCCCUCUUGGCCAGCCACCGUCCGUGCAAAUCUCCUCGCUCAUCGUCUUCUCGGCUAUGUGGAUGGAUCUGAACCGUCUCCUCCGUCUCAUAUUCUUGAUGAGAAGGCUGCGUCACCGAGAAAGGAUGAACCGCCGGUUAUGAAACCAAAUCCGGCCUAUGAAUCCUGGCGUAUUAUUGACACUCAAAUUCGGGCAUGUCUCCUUGCUAUUGUCUCACCUACGGUUCAGACACAUAUUCAUGCUCUUCCCACCUCGCUUGCAAUUUGGAAUCAUCUAGAACAACGGUACAACUCUCUUUCACGAACUCAUAUAUUUCAGAUGAAGGAGCGUCUCCAUGGUGUUACUAAGGAGACCGAUUCGAUGCAAUCCUAUUUGGACACGGUUCUCACUAUUGUGUCGUCUCUCAAACUGGCUCAUGAAGAAAUCUCUGAACAAGAUAUUAUCCUUUGUGUUCUACGAGGUCUACCGGCCGACUAUGCCUCCCUCAAGCAAAAUAUUCGCACCAAUAUUGCCACCGUCACCUUUAAUCAGAUCUUUGGAUUGAAGGGAAUCAAGUUGAUUUUCCCAUGUUUGGACUUUUAUGUUGGGUUGUUGGCCAAUGAUAUAGCUUGCACGGUUUAUUUUGGCUUUAUAAAGCCAUGGUUUUCUUAGUGCAAGUGUGUGUGGGUUUUACACACCACCAAGAGUCUGAAUGGUUAAGACCUCUUAUCUGAAUUGAUCAGACAUUUGCCUCUGAAUAGUUAAGCAAUAUACUAGCUCUUAAUGGUUCAGACCUCUUACUGGUUCAGCACUUAAUGGUUCAGACCUCUUACUGGUUCAGCACUUACCUAUUCAGAAGUUGCCAAACAGCCCCUAAGUGGGGUUUGCCAAGUAUUUUUCAAUUGAUAUACUCCGUGGAAGAAAGAGAUCUUGAGUAU
Cuscuta campestris is the source of this 1148-nucleotide messenger RNA. NCBI's taxonomy places the organism in Eukaryota, Viridiplantae, Streptophyta, Magnoliopsida, Solanales, Convolvulaceae. The record is from the annotation of a GenBank genome assembly.